Messenger RNA from Leptonychotes weddellii (Weddell seal), 1200 nucleotides. Lineage: Eukaryota; Metazoa; Chordata; Mammalia; Carnivora; Phocidae. The record is from RefSeq and is a predicted model, not a curated record.
AAGUGAUAGUGCUGCAUUUGUGUUUGAAUUAUGGUCUAAAUUUGAAUAUCCACUGAUGAAUAUUUGGAAAUUUUAUUAAAAUUUACCAUUUCUAGAAAGUUGUCAAGUUUAACAGUGAAUGUUUUUGUUUAAUUCUAGGGGGAAAUUUGCAGUGGUGAGGAAAUGUAUAAAGAAAGAUUCUGGAAAAGAAUUCGCAGCAAAGUUCAUGAGAAAAAGAAGAAAAGGUCAAGAUUGUCGGAUGGAAAUAAUUCAUGAGAUUGCAGUUCUUGAACUAGCACAGGACAAUCCAUGGGUCAUUAAUUUACAUGAAGUCUAUGAAACUCCAUCAGAAAUGAUCUUAGUUCUGGAAUAUGCUGCUGGGGGUGAAAUCUUUGACCAGUGUGUUGCAGACAGAGAAGAAGCUUUUAAAGAAAAGGAUGUUCAAAGACUCAUGAGGCAGAUAUUAGAAGGUGUCCACUUUUUACAUGCUCAUGAUGUAGUUCAUCUUGACUUGAAGGUAAGAUCUGAAUUACUUUACAGUUUUGAGAUGGCUAGAGAAUGACCCUCCAGGUCUAAAGUAUUUAACAGUGAUUAAUUCAAACAUUUAAAACACAAGUUUGUGUGUUUUAUUAGGUAAUACGGAAAUAAAGGUUGAGUCUAUUCUUAUCCUCUUGCCAGUUAGUUUUAUCAAGGAGGUAAAGUACAUGUGUGUAUAUAGAAAGGUAAAUAAUAAUACAUUGCCCCAAAAAAUGAAGCUUAGAGGAUAUUGGUAGGAUAGGUGAACUCUUCCCGAUAAGAGACAGGGUUUAAGCUAGACCUUAAAAAAUUAGGAUUUAGAUAGAGAAAAUACAGGAAUGUAGAAAAUAGAAGAUAAAAUUCUAUCACAAGAGUUAGGAAAACUUGUUGGGCAAACAUAAAUGGAAUAGCGUCACUGGAAUUGAGAAAUGAAAUACGAGAUAUUGACAAUUGAGAAAAGGCCAGAUUCUAGGGGUUUCGAAUGUCAUGAAGAGGGAGAUGACCUUUUAGCAGGAAUAUCUGAAAAACAGUGUUGUAGAAAAUUAGGCAGGCAGCAAUAAAUAAAAUAGAGAACUAAAGAGAUUCAAGGCAGGUAGAUACAGAAUUUAGAAUUAUCAAAGAAGGAAAGGGAGGAGGGAAGAAAGAAUACACAAAGGGCAGCAUAUCAGUUAUGAUGCUUUCAGGUAAUCAGAAUGCUGGCUGAGA